GAGCGGAAGUCGUGCGGUGUCACCUCCGGGACUCGCUCGCUGCGUCUCAUCGUUGGGGCCGCGACAAGAUGGCGGACCUGUCUCUGGACGAGCUCAUACGGAAACGCGGUGUGACGGUGAAGGGGAGACUUAACACAAGGCCAGUGUUUGGAGGUGUAAGAUCUCGCAUUGGGAUCCAGCAAAAUCUUCUGAAUAGAUCAUCACCAGCUGUGAGCUUCCAGCAGACUUUUGAUGCCCGACAGAAGAUAGGACUCACUGAUGCCAGGCACAAACUGGGGGUGAAGGAUGCCCGAGAAAAGCUGCUUCAAAAGGAUGCUCGCUUCAAAAUCAAAGGGAAGGUGCAGGAUGCUCGGGAGAUGUUGAAUUCCCGCAAGCAGCAAAGUGUGGCUGCUGAAAAGGUGACCAAAGUGGUGGAUGCCAGAGAGAAGAUCAGCUUAAAAAGGAGCACUCCAGCUGCUAUCAGCCCAGCUAUGGGGACAGUAAAUCCAGCUGUGAAAAUCACCAAAACUAUUCAACAGAAGGCUCCAGUUCCUGGACACUCUCAUCCAGCAGGAAUGAGGAUCAAUGUGGUGAACAACCAUACACAUAAACAGGGUCUGUAUGACACAGAAGAUGAUGAGGAAAGUGUCUCUCCCCUUCCUAGCAAACAGAUGAAAAUCACCACCACAAACAGUUUCCUGCACAACUCGACUGGUCUGAGCAGCAAUAAAUUCUCUCUGUCCAAGACUGUUCCCCUGACUAAAGUGGUCCAGAACGACACAUACACAGCUCCACCUGCAACUGCCCCUCCUAUGCGGACAAAGGCCUUGGCAAACAUGUCCCGGACCUUAGUGACAAAGGAAGUGCCUCCAAAAGAGCCAGCACCUGUUGAGCUGGCGUUCAGUCCUUUGGAAGGCACAAAGAUGACCGUAAACAAUCUGCAUCCUCGAGUCACAGAAGAAGAUAUUGUUGAGUUAUUCUGUGUGUGUGGCGCCCUGAAGCGAGCCCGGCUGGUGCACCCUGGUGUGGCUGAGGUAGUAUUUGUGAAGAAAGAAGAUGCUAUCACAGCAUAUAAGAAAUACAACAACAGGUGUUUAGAUGGUCAACCAAUGAAAUGCAAUCUUCAUAUGAAUGGGAAUGUCAUCACCUCAGACCAGCCUAUAUUGCUCCGAUUGAGUGAUACUCCUUCAGUGAAGAAGGAAGGGGAACCACGCCGGUCAAGUGCAAGCGCCUCCUCAAAUCCCCCAGCUGAAGUGGACCCUGAAACUAUCUUGAAGGCACUCUUCAAAUCCUCAGGGGUCUCUGCCUCUGUGCAGCCCACAGAAUUCAAAAUUAAACUCUGAGAGGGGGGGAGCAAGCAGUGGACUGGAAAACUCAUAUAAGCUGGGGGAUGAGGAAAGUGCAGGAGUGCAGAUGUUGUUUGCAUUUGCCUGUCCUGAAAUUUUUUGUUUUCUAUGAUCGCUACCUUACUGUACAAUAGUGUUUCCUCUUGUGUGUGUACUUUCUGUUUUCAUAGUUGGAGUUUUCUUCCAUGAUUUUUUUUCCCAAGAGAAUAACCUUCCCCUUCUGCCAGUAAUGUAUUACCAAGCAUAUACCAUGUAACUCCAUCCUUUACUCCAAAGCCCCCAGUGGCCAUUAAAAGUGCACAUAGACUUUGAGGGAAGGAGUGGUGAUCUCCUUCUGUUUUCUUCUGACUGACCUUUAACUAAAGGGUGCAUCCCCUUGAUUGUCCACAGGCAAGGGCACCACGUUUUUUCUGAAGUUGCUGCGCUGGGUACAAAGGCAGGUUGGGCUCCCUCCAGAAAGGACUUGUGUUCAUUUGGUGGCAUAGCCAUUCCUCCUGGCUGUUGGACGCUUUCCUGCUCAGCAGCUGGGACGUUGAGAAGGAGCAGGAGAAGCUGAGCUGCCCUCAGCGUGCCAGCAGAGACAUCAGGCAGGAGGGACGUGUGCGCGGGUGCACCGGCCAUUGUGCUAUGGGCAGGGCUGUUUCAACCCUGGUAGUGCUGGAGGGUUGUUCUGGCAUUUGUACAAGGAAUAUAUUUGCUCUGGAGGGUCAGGCUCAGUUGCUCUCCUCUUUCUGGACUGAAAAAUUAAGAACCAGUUGUGUUCAGAGCUAGAAGAAACCCAGUUCUUUGACUCCCAUCAGAUUAUAUUGCCUCCUCCUGCUGAUGCACAGACAUGAGUUUCUUCCUUGCCUUCUAACUCAGCCGGUCUGCUAUGGAAAGGAAGGACCUGAGACCCUUUUCAGAUCCUAACAUACACAAAGUCAUGUGUCUGAGAACUUUGAGGGGUGCUAUUUGGGCAUUGUUUGGCUGCUGUGCGGUUAUGCUGCUGGCAUGCCUGGAUUUGGAGGACGAUGGCUGCAGUGUGUGGCCUCAGGGAGAGGUUUAGGAGCAGCGGGCAGUCAGCGCUGUGUCAGGAACACCGGAGAGCAGUGGCAAGUCCCGUGCAGGGCGGCGAGGACGUGGCGUGGGCCAGCGAGUGUGUGUGACAGGCCACUAGGUGGCACUUCCAGUUCUUCCCAUUGUUUGUACCGCAUUGGCGCCUUGCGUG
Molecule: messenger RNA, 2532 nt
Organism: Melozone crissalis (California towhee)
Lineage: Eukaryota; Metazoa; Chordata; Aves; Passeriformes; Passerellidae
Gene: POLDIP3
Product: DNA polymerase delta interacting protein 3
Exons: 9
Coding region: 69-1322 (417 amino acids)
Biological process (GO): mRNA export from nucleus
Cellular component (GO): nucleus
Molecular function (GO): mRNA binding
Source: RefSeq, a predicted model, not a curated record